Cooperia oncophora is the source of this 597-nucleotide messenger RNA. Lineage: Eukaryota; Metazoa; Nematoda; Chromadorea; Rhabditida; Trichostrongylidae. The record is from the annotation of a GenBank genome assembly.
GAUAUAGUGCGCAGAGAUUGGUCUCAACUGGCAAAGGAGGCUGGAAACGCUGUGGUCGAUCUAAUUCUCGAUCCUAACCUGUCGCGUGAUGAGCUGGUGGCAGAGAUCCAUGAAUCGCUUCAACGGCUUCGAUCUAGGCUGGAUGAAGGCGUCGAUACAAAACUUUUCGAAAUAAGCAAGCAACUCACACGUAAUCCGAAGGACUAUCACGAUUUGAAAUCACAGCCUCAUGCAGCAGUCGCAUGUAGACUGAAUGAAACUGGGAAGUUCUCCUUGCGACAUGGAGAUAUCGUCGAAUAUAUUAUAUGUGAAGAUGGCACUACAAACUCCGCUAUGCAACGAGCCUACCAUCGGACAGAAUUGGAGUCAAAUCCCGAUUUGAAAAUCGAUUUGCACUACUACCUAGCCCAGCAGGUCCAUCCCGUUGUAUCACGGUUGUGUGCUCCGAUCGAAGAAACGGAUGCCGUACGGCUUGCGGAAGCCUUGGGCAUGGAUUCAUCGUCAUAUCGCCGUUCGGCCGCUGCUCGUGCCUCCGAUAACGCAGUUGUUGAAGACGAAUGGGCAUGGAAUGCUCCCAGUCACCUACGAUCACUGUGA